Messenger RNA from Penicillium paradoxum, 2907 nucleotides. RefSeq lists its product as uncharacterized. Gene Ontology annotation, molecular function: AMP deaminase activity. The transcript has 4 exons. Gene Ontology annotation, cellular component: cytosol. The record is from RefSeq and is a predicted model, not a curated record. Gene Ontology annotation, biological process: AMP metabolic process; IMP salvage. Lineage: Eukaryota; Fungi; Ascomycota; Eurotiomycetes; Eurotiales; Aspergillaceae. The coding region runs from base 1 to 2907 and encodes 968 amino acids.
AUGGGACAUCCUCAAUCCGAUCCCGGUACCAGUCGGAAUGCCAACGAAUCUGCAGACCCUUUGAACAAUGAUUCAGCCACCACAUCCCUGAGUAUCGAGGAUCCUGUCGAUCCUGUUCUACAAAAAAGCCCUGGUACGCUGGAUCAGCCUGCAGAGGAGAUCUUGCCUCGAGAUCAACAGCAGAAAACCGCCACCUAUGACUAUGCUUAUGAAAAGUCCAUGAGUCACGCCGAGGCGAGACUCUUCUAUCAGCAUCACCAGCUGGCCGCACGGAACGAUAGCACUCUGCCUUCUAGUCCAGUAGCCCCAGCUCGCCCAACGGUCGAAACAAAACUCGAAGAACCACCGGUUAACUUACCGCAUACAAUGGAAAUUCAAGGUCAGAGCUCCCGCGAGGGAUCUAUGCACAUAGAAUCCGACUCCUCUACACUACACCUACAAUCUACAGGUGACCUUGGUUCCUUCAGAUCUCAUUACCUCGAAGAUGAUCAAGAUGAGGCGAACGAUUCUGCCCGAAACCAGGCGAUGCAUCUAAGUGCUGUUCAUGGGCAGAGACCGUACUCGGCGGCAGAGAAUCUACAGAGCGCCGGUGUGGGAAUCGGAGGGCCUCAGGUUGCUAGUGGUUUUUCAUCUAGCAGCGAUGCUGUGACAUCUGAGCUGAACACCAUCUACUGUAAAAUCAAAAAGUUGCUUGAUCGGCGAUCCCAGUACAUGGAAUUAUCCUUGCAGGGACCUGGAAAUGAUCCCAAAGAUCAACCGAAUUGGGAAAUCUACCCCCCGCCUCCAGAGCCAGCGUGGCAUGAUGGCAAAGAAUAUCAGCCUGGCCAUGUCGGCGGCCCUUCCGACCUUGCAGGAAAGAAGAGGAAGAUGGGUCAAGACAUUGGGGAAGAUUUUGACAUGGAGGAAUUGAUGCCUCUGCCCAAUAAGUCAAGUUACACGUAUCGACUGGAUGGAAAUAGUGUGUAUCAAGUUUUUGAGUCUGAGGCCGCCGUCGACGAGCAGAGCCCUAUUGUCCAGAUCCCCUCACUGCGCGAUUUCUAUAUGGAUCUGGAUGCCGUCGUGGAUGUGUCGACCAACGGACCUGCCAAGAGCUUUGCUUUCAAGCGGCUUUCGUACUUAGAGGGCAAGUUCCAACUCUAUACUUUGCUGAAUGAGUAUCAGGAGAUGGCCGACAGCAAAAAGGUACCUCACAGGGACUUCUACAACGUUCGUAAAGUGGAUACCCACGUUCAUCAUUCGGCAUGCAUGAAUCAGAAACAUCUUCUUCGGUUCAUCAAGAGCAAGAUGAGAAAAUCUCCGGAUGAGGUGGUGCUUUUCCGAGAUGGGAAACAUUUGACCUUGAGAGAGGUUUUUGAGAGUAUCAAUUUGACUGCUUAUGACCUAAGUAUCGAUACUUUGGAUAUGCAUGCACAUACUGACUCUUUCCACCGAUUCGACAAAUUCAAUCUGAAAUACAAUCCAGUUGGGGAAUCUCGGCUGCGUGAAAUCUUUCUGAAAACAGACAACUACAUCAAAGGUCGCUACCUGGCAGAGAUUACCAAAGAGGUGAUCUCGGACUUAGAAUCCAGCAAAUAUCAAAUGGUGGAAUGGCGAAUCUCGAUCUACGGUCGUUCCCUUCAAGAAUGGGACAAGCUCGCAGCCUGGGUGGUGGACAAUAAGCUGUUCUCACCCAACGUUCGCUGGCUCAUCCAAGUGCCUCGUCUCUAUGAUGUUUACAAAUCCAGCGGCAUGAUGGAGAACUUUGAGCAGGUUAUCACCAAUGUCUUCCAGCCGUUGUUCGAAGUGACCAAAGAUCCUUCGAGUCACCCCAAGCUCCACAUUUUCCUCCAGCGGGUGGUUGGAUUCGACAGUGUAGAUGAUGAAAGCAAGCCUGAGCGCCGAUUGUAUAGAAAAUAUCCCAUCCCCCGGGAGUGGAACACUAAGCAGAAUCCGCCUUACACUUACUGGUUAUACUUCAUGUUCGCCAACAUCGCAUCCCUCAACAACUGGCGGAAACGCCGUGGAUUCAACACAUUUGUUCUUCGGCCUCACUGCGGAGAGGCAGGUGACCCGGAUCAUCUGGCUGUCGGUUUCCUGUGCUGCCACAGCAUCAGUCACGGUAUCUUACUGCGCAAGGUACCUCUCUUGCAGUAUCUUUACUAUCUUGACCAAAUUGGCAUUGCCAUGUCACCACUCAGUAAUAACGCUUUGUUCUUGACAUACGACAAGAACCCCUGCGCUAGCUUUUUCAAGCGAGGACUCAAUGUAUCUUUGUCCACCGAUGAUCCAUUGCAGUUUGCCUUUACGAAGGAGCCUCUCAUUGAAGAAUAUUCAGUUGCGGCACAAAUCUAUAAAUUCAGCGCAGUCGAUAUGUGUGAACUUGCGAAGCAUUCAGUUGACCAAAGUGGAUUCGAGCUUUCCCUCAAGGAAAGAUGGCUCGGUUCGGACUGUGCUCUGCCAGGAGUUGAUGGUAACAAUGUUGCAAAGAGCAACGUCCCAGAUAUUCGUGAGGCAUUCCGAUAUGAGACUUUGCUUGCAGAACUGUCCUUGAUCGAGCGAUACUCCGAUAACAACUCGAGUGAAGAGCAAAAGAUCUUGGUUCCAGGCUCACAAGCAGGAGCGAUCCCCUCAAACCAUGAUCACCCUACAUCUAACCCUAAAUGCCAGUCUGGGCUAUGUUUGGGUGCAGCCGGUACUACGAAUAUCCCACGACGAGAUCAUCAAGACAUGACCCAGAUGGCUACGUCUCCAUCAACGCCAACGACACACCUUGCUCGAUCCCCUCGUCUUGUUACUGGUGAGUUUUCGUCUCCGGGUACCAACGCUGCGCUUGGAACAGUUGUUGGGAGCGCAGAUAGUCUUCCAGAGCAGAAGAUUUUCCCGGGAAUUGUCCAUGAAAGGGCCCGAAAGGGAAAUAUGCAUCAAUAG